UGUGUGUGAGUGUGCGUGUCUAUAUAGAUAUAAGAUGUAUUAGAUGUACAGUUAUCUUUUAUAACUUCACACACGGUAAGUAUUAGAAAUAAUUGACACCGUAAAAAACAUUGCCAAUUAUCUCACGCCUAAAAACCGUUCCGUCGGAGUGUCAGCUUCUAAAGCGAGUUGGGUGAUGGCAAGCAACUCUGAAGUGGACGACUCUGAAGUUUAGCGAAGUAAUUAAAGAGGAAAAGUUUAUAGAAGAGGGGAAAUUGAAGUUUGAUGUCAGAGUGUAAAUCUAUGAGGAACGUAUAUAGCAAUGACACCGAUUUCUUUUGUUGUUAAAGCUGGUAAAAUAUUUUUCAUAUCUUGUAAGUAAUUCUGCAACAAAGCUUGCUGACACCUUUCCCAUGAGGGACCCAGAAGCCGUAUUUCACAGCCUCGACUCCCGUCACACGAAAUACAGUGCUGACCAGCUGUGAGUUUGAUGGUCAUUGGACACCAAUGUGACCAUCACCACCAAGUGGUAACCAUGUUGUCGACAAACUGAAGAUUGUCUGCCCAAGCUUUGUUUUGUCCUUCAGAUUUUGUUUUUAUUACCCAAGGUUUUUGUUAAAGUACAUGCAGAGCUUUAAUAAGGACCAGAUGACCAAAGUGUGAAUGGUCAGUGCUACCUGGUCAUCAUAUUGACUUAUUGAUUAUUGGUCAUCAUCAGCAACAGUCACCUAACUAUGAGCAUAUGUUGCUAAUUACAGAUGAAUUAAACCACAACAACAAAGGAUUAAUGAUAUUCACUUGUUAACGAACUUACAGACAUCCUAAAAUAACAACAAACACUGAUGAUAAUAAUUCAUGGACAGGAAUGAAACGUUAGUCUGCACUGCCACUUGAAACCUUUGUCUGGCUGUCAGGAGUCUCACAUCUUACCUACUCAGCCACUGUGCCUUUCAAUAACAGCUGCAGUGACCAUGGCAACCACUGAUGGAUAUUUGGUGACUAUGGUGACCAACUAAUUACAGCUGACUUCAAGUAUCCUGGAACAUGUAAUCUAUGGACAUUGGCCUUUGUUUCAAGCUGAUCGUAUUCCGACAUCCCUGAAUGUAGCCGUUGGACCUUGGAAGAUUCCUGUUUGUAUGUCGCUGUACAGACUUAACUCAUCAAUCUUAUGUCAGACAUAAAUCUUUGUGGAGAGAUUUUUGAACAUCAACAGUUUUCUCAACAGACAAAUCUAAUUAUGUUUUAAUUCAUACCAAUUUCAUUUCAAUCCAGAUUAAACUUUACUAUAAUCCAUAGAUACAUUAGAAACUCUUUAAUCUCAAUCCAUAGCAACUUUAAUCUGAAUUGGGAUCAAUCUUGUUUUAAUCCAUACCAUCUUUCAUUUUUAUCCCAGGAAAAACAGCAGAAUGGAUCGUUCUGCAGGAAUGAAGAAUAUUCACGAUACCGUUUGUGGUUUGCAAUUUCCACAGGGACACAAUCUUCAAGGGAGCCAAAGAGUGGCACCAAUGAGUGAAUGCUUAAUGUUUCAUGGCGCUAUUUCCGGUAAACAUUUCCCACAAGAGCACAGCAUGCAGUCUCAGAGAGUUCCUUACAUCACGACAGACACCGUCUUCCCGACGAACAUCUACUCAGGCAAACAGAUGUUUACCAGUCAACCGUGCUAUCUGCCAGCGACUGCUUUGACCAGUAUUGACAGAUCGGAAGAUGACCGUUCGGUCCAUAACACAGGGACGGGCAGUGGCGGUGGGGGUGGUGAUCACAAUCAGUCUACGACAUCGGCAUCUCCGCCUCUGCCUUCUUCAAAGCACCAUCAGCAGCAGCAGCAGCCACAGCAGCAAGUGCAACAGCAGCAGCAACAUCAUCAUCAUCAUCAACAACAACAUCAUCAUCAUCAUAGCCAACAGCAACAGCAAAACCAGUUGCACAAAUCAGCUGCUAGCAACUCUGAUAAAUCUGGUUCAUCGUAUCAAAGUUGUUGUUCCAACGCCAACUGUUGUCAGCCGAGGAAGAGUUCGCAACAGAUGCAGCCCCAGACUGUGUGCAAGACCCCUUCUACACUGAAUCACCAGACACAUCAACAUCAGCAACAACAACAACAACAGCCACAGCAACAACAACUUCAUAACCAGCCACGACAACAACAACAACAGCAGCAGCAACAACCACAACAAUCGCAACAACCACAACAAUCACAACAACAACAACAGGCUGUUAAACCUCGUCAAAAACAACUUUUCUGUGACUUUUGUGGGAAAGAGUUUGCACAGGAAUAUCUUAUGCAAAUGCACCGAAGGACCCAUACUGGCGAAAGACCGUUCCAGUGUGAGAUAUGUUUGAAGCAGUUUGCACGUCGAGACACUUUGAGGAUUCAUUUGAGGACCCACACAGGGGAGAAGCCGUUCCAGUGUGACGUCUGCUUCAAACAGUUUGCCCAGAAGGAAUACCUGGUGGUCCACAAGAGGUCCCACACGGGAGAGAAACCUUUCCAGUGUGACUUCUGCAUUCAGAAAUUUGCUCGCCGUGACACAUUACAAAUUCACCGUCGAAUGCACACGGGGGAGAAGCCGUUUCAGUGCACGUAUUGCACGAAACAGUUUACGCAGCAGAGUAAACUGCAGGUUCAUAAACGAACCCACGUUCGUCGGAAACGAUUCCAUUGCGACAUCUGCUUGAAAUUGUUUGCCCGGAAGAGUUACCUAGCAACACACAAACGCUGCCACACAGGAGAGAAACCUUUCGGCUGCGACAUUUGCUUGAAGCAUUUUUCUCAAAGAGAUUAUCUGCAGAUCCAUCGUCGCAUCCACACUGGCGAUCGGCCGUAUAAAUGUGAGGUGUGCUUUAAGCAGUUUGUUCGUCAAGACACUCUCAAGAUUCACCAUCGUACUCACACUCGGGAGAAGCCAUACGGCUGUGAUAUCUGCUUAAAAAACUUCGCCCACCGGCAUUACCUGGCCAUCCACCGCCGGUCCCACACAGGCGAGCGCCCGUACCAAUGUGAGUUCUGUCUGCUCCAGUUUGCUCGACGAGAUAAGCUCCUUGUACACCGCAGGUCUCAUACAGGGGAGAAACCUUUCCAGUGUAACAACUGUGACCUGAAGUUUGCCAGUCCUGAUGAGCUGAGACAUCACAAGAAGUCUCAUGGUCCUACGACCGUCUCCAUGGAUUCAGGCAGCUUUAACAGUGCUAACGUCAACCACCAACACCAUCAUCAUCAUCAUCACAUUCAUCAACAACCACCACAGCAGCAGCAGCAGCAGCAGCAACAACAUAUUUCUUAAAUAUCGACCCUGGCAACGAUGCCAGCCUUUCCAACAUCAUCUCUAUCAAUUAUUUCUCUUCUCAUUUGCAAUAUGCUAAUUUAUUCUUCCCAUGAUGUCUCUCUCUUCUCCAAUGUAACCAGCUACACAUCUUAUACCAACUCUCCCAUUCUCAAAUACAUACACACACACACUCAACUCCAUCUAUUACUCUUUAAUAUGUACCCACAUCCCAUCUAUCAUGGCAAUCUCUCUCUCAAGCAUUUACGUUCUCAAAUAGAGGACACACGAUCACUCCCAUCUUAGUAAAUUCACUGUGGGCCCCUAAUUAAACUUUACACUCUACAAUAUGUUUAUUGUGACCCUUAUGUGGAGGCGCAAUGGCCCAGUGGUUAGAGCAGCGGACUCGUGGUUUCGAUUCCCAGACCGGGCGUUGUGAGUGUUUAUUGAGCGAAAACACCUAAAGCUCCACGAGGCUCCGGCAGGGGAU
This is a messenger RNA of Octopus sinensis (East Asian common octopus), 3726 nucleotides long. RefSeq names its product zinc finger protein 2. Gene Ontology annotation, molecular function: DNA-binding transcription factor activity, RNA polymerase II-specific; RNA polymerase II cis-regulatory region sequence-specific DNA binding. Gene Ontology annotation, biological process: regulation of transcription by RNA polymerase II. Gene Ontology annotation, cellular component: nucleus. The coding region runs from base 1386 to 3257 and encodes 623 amino acids. Lineage: Eukaryota; Metazoa; Mollusca; Cephalopoda; Octopoda; Octopodidae. The record is from RefSeq and is a predicted model, not a curated record. The transcript is spliced from 2 exons.